UUUUCUUUGUGUUGCAGACUGAAUCGUCAUAUCACCAAAGGAGCAAUAUUUGACUACGAACAUCUGACCUGCGACCAGAAGAAAAUGCUGGGGCAAGUGUUGACCUGUCUUGACCAGAGGACACAGCAGCUCAAGACAACCCGGAAAGGUUCACUUGGUCAGAUCAAUAAACCAGGAUUUGCUUCUGCCGCUCCGACAUCUAAGAAUUUGAUCUCAGUGUCUCCGGAAACGGUGACGGUGAAAGAGUUGAAUCGAUGCGUGGACAGACUGGAGACCAUAAAACGGAUGGUGUCCAAGGCCAAGGUACCGGUGGUGUUGGUGUACCGGGAGCGCAAACAUCGCACCCACCACCGUCACGAAGAAAAAGGUCAGAGCAACAAAGUUGUAUUUGCUAAAGAAAAACGUGAUUUCCUCAGUUUACUGGGUCUUCCUGGUGCCAUGAUCUCCGAGAAAGGCAUUGAUUUCACAGUCCGGCCGAACACAGCGUCUAACAUCAAGCGCCAGAAGGAAUCCCUGAAGAAUAACAACGCGACAGAGACCACCGAUGUAGGUGAAAUGGAACCCGACGAGAAGAAUGGUGGAGCUGCGGUUCAAACUGACCUGGACAACUCUGAAUCGCCUAAGACCACACGGAAGAUUUUGCAACAGUAUCUGUCGUUCAAGAAAAAGGGGUCAGUGAGUCCUCAGCCUGAAGACAGCACUACGGAGGAGGCAGAAUCAGAAACGAAGGAUGAAGAGUUCGCGGACGUACGCUCAACGCUGAGCUGCGACAGCUGUAGUUCUGAUGAAAGCAGCGAAACUGAUGAAGAAACAGACAUCAAUACAGACAUUGCAGUGCCAGGAGUCUAUGCACACCAGGAGUCCAUCAAGCCUCCGCCAUUCUUCGAGGUAGGAAUGACAUACGUCGUCCUCGCCAUGGAGAAACUGGGAGUCAAAAACACAGCCCGUCUGGUCUCUCCUUUCCUCAGAGUCUCCGUCAGAGACCCCCAGGGUAAGCUAGUGGGUGCAACACAAGACACAGAGGUGUGGGAGGUAGUGAACAAGAACUACCUGAGGGCGCCAUCACAGGUUCACCUCCAGCACUCACUGGAACAACUUCCUGACGACAUGGCCAUCUUCCUGGAACUUCGCUACCAUCGACCAGAGAAAGGCAGCAUCUCUACUCUCUGCUACACCUUCCUUGAGCGUCAGGACCUCUCUAAUGGAGAGUUUGUCUGUGAACUGUACAACCCUCCUGUGGACUACACCAAGAAAUCUCUAAUAACCUACACUGAGAAGGCAUUUUUUCUUCACCUCGAGGUCAUGCUCAAGAUGGCCAAGUGUGAGGUGGAGUCUCUCGAGUCCACCCACUCCUUCAACUCCAGCUGAGAGGCAGCAAGUUGCACUCAACGUUUGCACAAUGUCAUCAGGUGUAAGUCUCUGUGGGGGAAUUUCUUCUUUUGAUAAUGACUGCGACAAUUCCAUUGAAAUUUUUAUAAAUGAUGCAUUACUUCUUGCAUACUUCUGAAUUAUUGUUAGUGUUUCAUCCCUCUUAUGAAAGAAAUUUUGUUGUAAGUAGGUUCAUGUGUACAGUUAAACUCUCUGAAAAAGAUUUUUUAAACCAUGCAUUUCUUUUUAGAUAGGAAUUUUAAUUUUAAAUCCUUGUAAAUAAUGUGUUCCUCAAAUGAUUAUGGAAAGUGAAUAAAUAUACUACAUAAAUACCGUAUAAUUGUUCUAAAAUACUGUCAGUAUAUCAUUCUUUUAAAAGAAAGUAAUAUAUUUUCUUCCAUAUAAGAUGCAGUUUAAGGAAAUCAGAAUUCACUGUGCCUAAUGUUGUCAAAGUUAAAAAAAAAAAAUGUUACUAGGGAAAAGAUUAUUCUUAAUGUUCAGACAGGGCUAUGGUCCAGUUCAAUCCCAUGAUGAAGCAAGAAACAUACUUCUAGUUACAAACAAAAGUUUAUUUCUUUGUUGUUGAAUUAGACACAUGUGCAACUCUUGGGUAUCUUUAUUGAGGAAACGUUUUGCCACACAGUGGCUUCAUCAGUCCAUACAAAGGAGAAACUUGAA
Cherax quadricarinatus is the source of this 2046-nucleotide messenger RNA. RefSeq names its product axin interactor, dorsalization-associated protein. Gene Ontology annotation, biological process: determination of ventral identity. The record is from RefSeq and is a predicted model, not a curated record. Gene Ontology annotation, molecular function: phosphatidylinositol binding. NCBI's taxonomy places the organism in Eukaryota, Metazoa, Arthropoda, Malacostraca, Decapoda, Parastacidae. Gene Ontology annotation, cellular component: membrane.